This is a messenger RNA of Ictalurus furcatus (blue catfish), 4902 nucleotides long. RefSeq names its product oxysterol binding protein-like 11 (gene osbpl11). The record is from RefSeq and is a predicted model, not a curated record. Bases 367 to 2484 code for a protein of 705 amino acids. Gene Ontology annotation, cellular component: cytosol; intracellular membrane-bounded organelle; membrane. The transcript is spliced from 13 exons. NCBI's taxonomy places the organism in Eukaryota, Metazoa, Chordata, Actinopteri, Siluriformes, Ictaluridae. Gene Ontology annotation, molecular function: sterol binding.
GGUAGUGCACUAAGGUAGGGUAGUGUGGAGCACUUGGACGACGUCACCCCACGUCACGUGAUCUGAAUAGAUGUUCUGUCAUGGUAGCACAGGGCUGAAAAGGAGCAUAAACAAUAUUUUCCUCACAAUUGUAUUGAUUAUAUUCGAGAUUUGAAUUGGUGUAGAAUGAAGGCGUUGGUAUGUCUGAAUAAGUCAGACUGUGUUUCGGUAACUAGAUUAGUCCAUAAAUGUUUACAUUGACAGUUAAAUGGCUUGUUUUAGCGUUAGCUUCAAGCUCAUAUCUGUCUAAUCUCUGCUAGUUUCUUCUGUCAGAGGCCACAGUGGGCAGCUAGCUAAGCUAAGCCGAGCUAAGCUACGCUAACGACAAUGCAAGUUGAAACAGCGGGAAUGCGAAUUUCUGAAAGUGAAGGCAAGCUCGAUGUUCACACGCAGAGCUCUUUCAGGACAACCUCUAAAAGUUGGCAGUACAGUGAUCACAUGGAAAAUGUUGAUGGAUAUCUAAUGAAGUACACAAAUCUGGUAACAGGAUGGCAGUAUCGAUUCUUUGUAUUGAACAACGAGGCAGGGCUGCUGGAGUAUUUUGUGAAUGAGCAAUCACGACACCAGAAGCCCAGGGGCACGUUGCCUUUAGCAGGCGCAGUCAUCUCCCCGAGCGAUGAGGACUCGCACACCUUCACGGUCAAUGCUAUCAGCGGGGAGCAGUACAAACUCAGAGCUGCUGAUGCUAAAGAGAGACAGCACUGGGUGAGCAGGCUGCAGAUCUGCACACAACACCACACUGAAGCCAUGGGCAAGGGCAGUUCUAGUUCCCCUGGGUCCCAGCGCAAAAUCAGCCAUAACACCGGCUCCCUGUUGGGUCUGUCUCAGUUCCACCGUGGCUCCUCCAACUACUCCAGCAAGCGUUCGGUGCUGCGUGACCACCUGGUGGAGGCUCGGGAGAUGAUGACCCAGGCACAAGACCAGCACAGAGACCUAGUACAGUGCAUUGAAGGCCUGCCGGCCAGCCACAAUCCCUCUCCACUGGACCAGGACCUCCUGCUGCUCAAAGCCACCUCUCUGGCCACAAUGUCCUGCCUUAGUGACUGCCUGCACAUCCUGCAGCUUCAGCAAGUGGCCCGGCACAGCGUUCCACUCGGAGGGCCGACCAUCGAAUGGCUGGAACCCAAACUGCUGGACCCUGUGAAGAAUGGUGGCACUCUGGCUAGCAUCGCCAAAGACAGCAGCAAAAUGCAGGGUACGGCUGUAGAACCUGCUGAAAUGGACGCCUGUGACAUUGCUGGGGAGCAGGAAGACAUUGAUGCAGAAGAGGAGCAGGAAGACUCCUUUCCAGCUGAGGAAGAGGAUUUGGGAGCAGUGGAGGAAGAACGUAGUGUCAUCCUGCAUCUUCUCUCUCAGCUCAAACUGGGAAUGGACCUUACCAGGGUGGUCCUUCCUACGUUUAUCCUGGAGAAACGCUCUUUGCUGGAGAUGUACGCAGACUUCAUGUCUCACCCAGACCUUUUUGUGGCCAUCACAGAUGGCACUAGUCCUAUGGACCGUAUGAUCAGAUUCGUGGAGUAUUACCUCACUUCCUUUCACGAGGGCCGCAAGGGCGCAAUUGCCAAGAAGCCCUACAACCCAAUCAUUGGUGAAACAUUCCACUGCUCCUGGAGAGUGCCAAAGAUGGCAGUGUCUCAAGGAAGUGUUCAGAAAGAGGGCUCCAGCGCAUCGGACUGCUACAAUGUGAGAUUCGUGGCCGAGCAGGUGUCCCACCACCCACCUGUCUCGGGCUUCUACGCUGAAUGCCAGGAAAGACAGAUGUGUGUAAACACACAUGUGUGGACCAAAAGCAAGUUCAUGGGCAUGUCUAUCGGUGUUUCCAUGUUUGGAGAGGGUAAUCUGCACCUGUUGGAGCAUGGUGAAGAGUACACGUUCACUCUGCCAUCAGCCUAUGCACGCUCGAUCCUCACCGUGCCCUGGGUGGAGUUGGGCGGAAAGGUCAAUGUGAACUGCGCCAAGACAGGCUACAGUGCAGUCAUCACCUUCCAAACCAAGCCUUUCUAUGGGGGCAAGCUGCAUAGAGUGAACGCGGAGGUGAAGCACAACCCCACCAACUCUGUAGUGUGUCGCGUGCAGGGGGAGUGGAAUGGCAUGCUCGAGUUUACCUACAGCAACGGUGAAACACGCAUCAUAGAUGUCCUCAAGCUUCCCAUCACCAGUAAACGAGUGCGGCCCAAAGAGCAGCAAGGGUCUUACGAGUCCAGGCGACUGUGGCAGCAUGUAACAGAGUCCUUGCUACAAAAAGACAUGGAAAAGGCCACGGAGCACAAGCGCUUCCUGGAGGAGAGGCAGAGGAAAGAGGAAAGACAUCGCAUUGAGACUGAGACACCAUGGAGGACCAAAUACUUUGAAAGAAAAGGUGAAGGCUGGGUGUAUUAUAAACCACUGUGGAAAAGUCUUCCAGCACGGAGCUCCUCUCCUGCAGUGCUUCAGUCUAACCCCUGACCACAUCUCCAACUCUGAUCCCUCACCUGCAGGAGCCUGACCCCCCCCCAGGGCUAUCUGUGGGUCUAUGCUUUCUCUUUUACAAAUGAAGAGGCACACACACACACACACUUUCUCACACACACACACACACACACACACACACACAAAGACUCCCUUCCUUAUGAUUCCUUAUUAAUGUUAUGGAUAUAAUGCUCUGUGGAGAGUAGUGGACUGCCUGAAUCAGAUCAUAUUCAGCAUCCCAUGAUUUUGGUACAUCAUCACAGUGAAUCAUUCUGAUCCUGAAGAGAUUCCAGUGUGCGCAGGCGUCUUUUGUUGAUGUUGCCUUAACAGGAGUUGUGAAUAGCAUGAGAAUGUGUUGAUGUCUGACAGGUGUUUAAUUGAAGAUUGUGUUUGAGGAUGCUUUAUUAACUUCUCUUGAUCUUAUUAUAGAAUGCUGUUAUCUGGCCAGAUUAUGGCCAAACCUUUUUUCCAAUAUGUGAGCAGUUUAUUUGAUGUAUUUGAAUUUUGGUAUCAUCAGGGAGAUCUUCAAAGAUUUGUGUGGAAGCACCUAGAUGUUUGACUAAAAGAUGAGCAGUAGCUCAUUGUUUUUCAUCAGAGCUGGAUUCCAUAAAGCAUCUGGAGCCAUGAUGAAAGCAAAUUCGCUGGUUUGGCCUUUCUUUUGUGCUGCACUGGUUAGCCAAGUGUUUGGAGGGAGGUGUUGAGAACUGUAUUAGUUUUGGUAAGGCUUCAUUCUCUCGCUUGCUUGACCUUUCUUCUCUAUCCAUUUGAUCAUUGCUCAGGUGGGGGUUUUGCUCUGAUUUCAAAACAGUGCUCUGUUGUUUUGAAAGCACACAAAUUUGCUGGCUUCAAUUAUAGAAUUAUAAACAACUUCAAACAUCAAAUGCAUCCAUCAGUUCCAGUCUCCAUUAGUUUUCUCUACUGAUAUGUUAGUAUGUGAAACUAUCGUACAGUAUUAUUGCACUUUGAACAGAAAUGUCAAAUCACAUGCAGUGAAUGCUCUGUAUCGUUCAUAGUUUGCUUUUCUCUCCUGUAAUUCUACCUCUCGACUGAAAAUCUUCAGUCCGAAAGGCAAUCAGCUAUAAACCACGUAUAGCUUAACGUGAAAGAUGUGGUGGAUAUCUAGUUUAUUGAGCCAUAAGAAGCCAGCAGAAAUAAUAACAAUGUAAACUGAACAACCUGAAAUAUUAAGUGUGUGACGAUUUCCUGCUUGACUGAGAUGAAGCUCGUUUACUUUAAAUGCAUUUUUACUUCUAAUUGAUGGCAGUUUCAGUGAGCAUGUGUUGGUCAGAGCACAAAUAAAGAGGCUGUCAUAUGAAAGUGCUACUUUAACCUUGGUUGGUCUUGCUGAGAAACUUGUGGUGCCUUAUUUGUGUUGGUUUUCCUGUUGUUCAUGCCCACAAACACAUUCUUUAUGAAAUACCCCCCCAUACGAGUAUGUACGUACCUGCUUCCAUUUCCCAGCAUCUUGGCAGGACACCCAGAAUGUUUACUUUCUGCUCUGUACAGUUUCUGUGUUUUAAUUCACACACUUCGCUUUCCACUCAUUGGGCUGACCUUCAGAACACAGUCAACCUAUCCAAGAUACAUGACACUUUCAGUGGGGGAUCUACACAAAAAAUGUCCAAACCAAGACGUGGUCUGUGUCUGCAAACAGGCCCUGAGUGUGUAUCUCGCUGAGCUGUGAACUGCACUGAUGUUUUAAUUAUCCUCCUGGUAGCCUGAGAAAAGAAAUGAAUGAACUAAUAAAAUUGAUGAUGUAUUAGGAGAAGGUUUCUGGUUUCUUUCUUUAUCAUGCAAUUAUGGUUUGGUUGUGCAAUAGCCUCAAAGUGCUUAAAAAAAAAAAAAAGAAGGAAAACCCAAAAAACUUAAGACAGUGUGUAUAUAAACACUUUAUAUGUAUAUAAUCUGUACAAUUGUGACACCAGUUCACAGUAAGGAAAGGACAAAAUGGCUCAAUAAAUGUGUCCUUUUCUUUUGGGUUCAUCAUUACACAAACCUUAUUCUAACUGCCACUUUACUCAGUGCAUGAUCUGUAUUAUGCUGUUACAUACAUCACAGAUAUUCACCGUCUCUUCAGAAUACUUAUUGAAGACAAUUAAACUCAUGAAUACAUAUAGCUUAGAUUUCCCAAGAGCAUCAUAACAUUAAGAUCUUUGUGUUAGGUGAGUGUAGGCUCUACUCUAGGCGCUAUCUGCCCUUUUCACUGAAAGUCCAUAUAAGAUCUUUUGUAGUGCUGUGCCUCUUGGGAGGGAAAAAAAAAAACAAAACAAAGAAUAGUCAUUUUUACUUCACACAAAUUAUUUAAAAACAAGAUUACAGUCCGUGUCUUCAGACUCUAGAACUAGUGCCUGUCUUCAAUUGUGUUAGCUUUCUAGUCAAUGGUUUAAUUUACCAUAAGAGAAAAAAAAAAAAGAA